AUGUUCUGGGGGCCUUGGGGGCCACUCUGCGAUCCUCUGCGGCCAGCGCGGUUUUUGGAAGCCCUCUCGGCCGGGAGGCCUGCGGAGGACCUCCGAAGAGCCGGGCCACCGGCGCGCCACGACCACGGCCUCCCUCGGCGGUGGAGGGGGGCGGCAGAGGCGGGUCGCGCCAGCGAGGCACGACACGGCGCCCGGGCCGCCUGCUCGACUGCGGUCACCAGCCUCACGGUGCGCCGCAGUGCCGGCGUUCGCUGGAGCUUUUUGUUCGAGGUGCUGGCCAAGGGGACUAAUGCGUUCUGCGGCGUGAGGGACCUGCCUCGAGGUUCUGCAGCAUGCGUGAUGUGCUUGCCGCAUGAGUGGUGA
Prorocentrum cordatum is the source of this 363-nucleotide messenger RNA. NCBI's taxonomy places the organism in Eukaryota, Dinophyceae, Prorocentrales, Prorocentraceae. The record is from the annotation of a GenBank genome assembly.